Molecule: messenger RNA, 1402 nt
Organism: Plectropomus leopardus (leopard coralgrouper)
Lineage: Eukaryota; Metazoa; Chordata; Actinopteri; Perciformes; Serranidae
Gene: ncf4
Product: neutrophil cytosolic factor 4
Biological process (GO): phagocytosis; superoxide anion generation; respiratory burst
Cellular component (GO): cytoplasm; NADPH oxidase complex
Molecular function (GO): superoxide-generating NADPH oxidase activator activity; protein binding; phosphatidylinositol binding
Source: RefSeq, a predicted model, not a curated record
CUAGCUUCCUGUUGCAUGUUUCCGCACAGUUGCCUCUGCAGACAGUUUUCCACGCAGUCGGUCAGCGCGUGACUGCAGUUUUCAACAAACACUUUUGCGAGAAGUCCGCAAACGCGUUUCUCCGUCCGUCUGCGGAUCAAAGUGUGCGCAACAUCAUGUCGCUGCCGCAGCAGCUGCGAGACGAGAGUGACUUUGAUCAGCUGCCGCACAACAUCCCCAUCAAUGCCAACAUCGCUGAUAUCGAGGAGAAGAAAGGCUUCAUUGACUACUAUAUGUUUGUGAUCGAGGUGAAGACUAAAGGAGGGAGUAAGUAUUUCAUCUACAGGAGGUACAGAGAGUUUUUCAACCUCCACCAGAUCCUCGAGUCCAAGUACUCUCCAGAAGACCCAGAGAAGCCCGGACCCAACACCUGCAUCCUGCCUACUCUUCCAGGAAAAGUCUUCAUCGGCAACAAGGAGGAGAUCGCAAAACGUAGAAUCUCUGAACUCAACAUAUACAUGAAGAGGUUGCUGGGUCUACCGACAUGGUUUCUGCUGGAGGAAGCUCUCAGGAUGUUUUUCUACCAGACGGACCAGGACAGCCAGCAACAACCGCGAGCCCUUGCGCGUCUCCGCCCAAAUACUCGCAAAGUGAAGACAGUCAAACCAAAGAUGGACCUCUUCUCCUCCCCCAGGGCUGAGGUGAUGUUUGACUUUCGCGGCAACGGCAAGGCGGAGUUGAACCUGAAGAAGGGAGAGGUGAUCUUCCUGCUGCAACGAGUUAACGCAGACUGGCUGGAGGGCACGGUGAACAAUCAAACAGGUAUUUUCCCACAAUCCUUUGUGAAGAUCAUCAAGCCCCUCCCAGAGAGUGACUCAGAAGGUGAAGGUAGAGGACCCACCUACAGCUGUCUGCGCUGCUUCCUGCUCACCCCCUCUGGAGUCCAAACCAGAGACGUGUGUGUGCAAGAGGACCUCACAAUCGAACCAACGUACAAGGACUUACUGUCUCGUAUGAGGAGCGUCUUCAAAGUAGACGACAUCGCUGUGAACUACCGUGACCCCGAGGGCGACCUCAUCCGCAUCCUUGAUGAUGAAGACGUCCAGCUGAUGAUCAAAGAGAGCAGAGGUCAGCAGGGGAAAGUCAAGAGACCUGUCAAUCAGUUUCCGUGGGAACUGCACGUGACCUUGGCCUCUGACCUUUCUGUUUACAACACUGAGGCCUGAGAGGGUGGAGGUCAUGGGAAGAUAUUUAGUAAUCUUACAUAAAAUCAAUGAACUUGACCAAGUGAAUAUUUUGCUGGUAUCGCUUGUGUAUGAUUCUCUUGUCCAUUUAGUUACAGCCUCAUUUAUGGUACAAAUAUCACUGCUUUUUUAGUUCAUGGCCGAUACAUUUCACUUAGUAAUAAACUAAUUUAAUCACA